AUAAGACUAUAAUCUAUAAGUUCUAAUAUAUCCUUCACUCCAUCUUCUACUUUGCCAUGGUUUUUGGGUCUCCAAUGUCGCUUCAACCUUUUCUCACACUCCCACUUCCAGUCUCCUCAUCCCUUUCACUCCACUCCACAUCGUCAUCUACCCAUUUCCCAAAACCCAUUCUCCGCCCAUUUUUCUCCCUUAUCCGUCCUAAACCUAUCUCCGCCGCCGGAAAUUCAUACCCAUCUCCAUCUUCCGACGACCCUCCAGAAGCUCCCGAAGAUACUGCUCAUGGUGUCUCCAAAUUCCGUCAAAUUCAGCGCCAAGCUUCUCGUGCCCGCAAACUAGAGGAAGAGGAUUUUCUCAAGAAUCGUUCUGUUUUUCUCGACGCUAUUAAAGACGUUGAAGAUGCUCCUGAUAACGAGGAGUACUCUACGGAUGUCAAGAAUUCUGGGGAUGAUUUGUUUGGGGAAAUCGAUAAGGCAAUUGCUCAAAAGAGGAAGGAUUUUGUCAAGCAAGGAUUGUUGAAACCAAACCCACCAAAGAAAAGUGGAGUAGAAGUUGAGGAAGAGGAAGAAAUUGACAUUUUGGAGCCUGAAGAGGUUGUUGAUUUGGAGGAGAUUGAUGAAUUGCGAGGUUUAAAAGUUGUAGAUGAAGGAGAACGAGAAGGAGAAGAAGAAGGAACAGAUGGGGACGAUUAUAACUAUAAUGGUGAUGAGGUAAGUGAAAUUAGUAAGAACAGUUCAAAUUUGUUUGAUGAUUUUAAUUUUGAUAGUUUUGGUAAUAAUAAUAAGGUUAGAAUUGUGGAACCCAAAUUUAAAAUGACUUUAGCUGAGCUUUUAGAUGAAUGUAAGGUAGUUCCAAUUUCAGUUUAUGGUGAUUUAGAAAUUGAAAUUUCUGGAAUUGAGCAUGAUUCUAGGUUAGUUAAUGCUGGUGAUUUGUUUGUAUGUUGUGUUGGAAAUGAAAAUGAAACUGAAAUUGAAACUGAAAAUGAUGGGCAUUUGUAUUUGAAUGAGGCUGAUAAAAGGGGUGCUGUUGCUGUUGUUGCUAGUAAAGAGAUUGAUAUUCAGGAGACCUUAGGUUGUAAGGCAUUGGUGCUUGUAGAGGAUACUUAUGCUGCCCUUCCUGCUUUAGCUGCAGCUUUUUUUAGGAGCCCGACUAAGAAUAUGUCGGUAAUAGGGAUAACGGGUACUCAUGGCAAAACUACGACUUCGUUUUUGAUUAAGAGUAUGUACGAAGCUAUGGGGUUGAGGACUGGGUUGAUGAGUUCGGUUGCGUAUUAUGUUCAUGGUGAUAAUAAGUUGGAGUCUCCGGAAGGGAAUCCGGAUGCUGUUUUGGUGCAGAAGUUGAUGGCGAAGAUGCUUCAUAAUGGGACUGAAGCGGUUGUUAUGGAGGCCUCUUCGAAGGAGUUGGCUCAGGGGCGGUGUGAGGAAGUUGAUUUUGAUAUUGCAGUUUUUACUAAUUUGUCUAGGGAUCAUUCAGAUUUUCAAGGGUCCGAAGAAGAAUAUAGACUUGCUCAGGCUAAAUUGUUUUCUAGAAUGGUUGAUCGGGACAGACAGCGGAAGAUUGUUAACAUCGAUGAUGAGAAUGCACCCUUCUUCAUAGCUCAAGGGAACCCGGAUGUUCCUGUUUUAACCUUUUCACUUGAGAAUAAGGAUGCCGAUGUUCAUCCUUUGAAGUUUGAACUAUCUCUCUUUGAGACCACAAUUUUGGUCAAUACUCCUCAGGGCAUAUUGGAAAUAUCAUCGGGAUUGUUGGGAAGACAUAACAUUUACAAUAUCCUUGCAGCUGUUGCUGUAGGGAUUGCAGUUGGUGCCCCGUUGGAAGAUAUCGUGAGGGGUAUUGAAGAAGUUGACGCUGUCCCAGGGAGGUGUGAGUUGAUAGAUGAAGAGCAGGCGUUUGGGGUGAUUGUGGAUCAUGCCCGUACCCCCGAUGCAUUGUCUAGACUUCUUGAUUCAGUUAGGGAGCUUAAACCGCGGAGGAUAAUCACUGUUAUCGGCUCUUGUGGUGAUAACGAGAGAGGAAAGAGACCCAUGCUGACUAAGAUAGCAACUGAUAAAAGUGAUGUAACUAUGUUGACAUCAGACAAUCCAGGAAGUGAAGAUCCAUUGGACAUAUUGGAUGACAUGUUGGCUGGAGUUGGAUGGACAAUGCAAGAUUACCUGAAACACGGGGAGAACGAUUAUUAUCCUCCUCUUCCAAAUGGUCACAGGCUUUUCCUUCAUGAUAUUAGACGCGUAGCUGUUCGCUGUGCUGUUGCUAUGGGUGAGGAAGGUGACAUGGUGGUAGUUGCUGGGAAGGGUCAUGAGGCAUAUCAGAUUGAAGGUGAAAAAAGCGAAUUCUUUGAUGAUAGGGAGGAGUGCAGGGAAGCACUACAGUAUGUUGAUGAGCUUCAUCAAGCCGGAAUAGACACCAGUGAAUUCCCAUGGCGGUUGCCCGAGAGUCAUUGAUAUAUGUACGUAUUAUAUCAGACUAGGAGGCUAAGAAGAGAAAAUCAAACUUAUUGCACUCAUCGAUCGUGCUCGGAAAAGACCCAUUGACUAAAGGAACUUAUAUGCUGUCAAUGAUAUGUUUCACGUCAAUAUCUUGAACGUUUGAAGUUGAAAUGCGGCAUGCUUCGAUAAUAGUUCUGACCUUUUUUUAAGCUAAUUGAAGCUCCAAUGUGGAUAUAUCUAAGGGUGCGGAUUGUUGCUUAUACUCGGACAAUUACUUCGCAUUAGCCCAACAGUUAGGCUUUUCGUCUAUCUGCUAACACUUAGGCCGUAGUUUUGAAAAUCAAAUUUUGUAACAAGAUGACGAUGCAGUGUAGGUGUAUAUUACAGUUUUGGCGUUGGUAAUGUUUCAAAGGGAAAAUUAUGUGAUAACAUGACCAAUAUAGUUUCUCUAAACGAGAAAAAGUCUCGUAGAUGCUUUCACUUGUAUCGAUUACAGCAGCUACGAUUGUGAUUCUGUGUUAGAGCAAGUAAAAGAAAAUCCAUCAAUCUGAUAUCAUCAGUCGGGUCUGCGAGAUCAUCAACACUAACAAGCUCUGUUGACGUAGCCAUGAAGAUGGUUAAAUCGUUGAACCUCUAUAUUCUCCUGUACUAUCUCUUAUAUCAGUUGAUCAUAUGUUAGAUUGAUUAAAAAAUGAGGGUUUUCUCUUUUCGAUUUCUCUUUUCGAUUUUGUACGAAAUUUCUGAAUGAGUAAUGUUCUUAACUUGUAUUGUUUCGUUUCA
Messenger RNA from Amaranthus tricolor (Joseph's coat), 3203 nucleotides. Its product is annotated as UDP-N-acetylmuramoyl-L-alanyl-D-glutamate--2,6-diaminopimelate ligase MurE homolog, chloroplastic. Gene Ontology annotation, molecular function: acid-amino acid ligase activity; ATP binding. Lineage: Eukaryota; Viridiplantae; Streptophyta; Magnoliopsida; Caryophyllales; Amaranthaceae. Gene Ontology annotation, biological process: cell division; regulation of cell shape; biosynthetic process. The record is from RefSeq and is a predicted model, not a curated record. The transcript is spliced from 6 exons. Gene Ontology annotation, cellular component: cytoplasm. Bases 57 to 2438 code for a protein of 793 amino acids.